This is a messenger RNA of Aspergillus costaricaensis CBS 115574, 623 nucleotides long. RefSeq lists its product as uncharacterized. Lineage: Eukaryota; Fungi; Ascomycota; Eurotiomycetes; Eurotiales; Aspergillaceae. The transcript is spliced from 3 exons. The coding region runs from base 25 to 588 and encodes 187 amino acids. The record is from RefSeq and is a predicted model, not a curated record.
CUCAAGAAAUUAAUCUUGCUCACCAUGAAGUCCUCCGUCCUCUCCGCCUUGGCCCUGGCCGCUGGUGCUCUUGCCGCUCCGUCUGCAGAGAUCGAAUCCAACCUCGAGAAGCGCAACCCCAGCGGUUCCUUCAGUCUGUAUGCCUGGGGUGUCGCUGCUUCAGGUCUCAAGUUCUUCUAUUCCGAUGGACUCGCCUACGCCGGUGACUCAUCUCUCUGGCCCUAUGGAUCCGUCACCACCGACGUCACCUUCGUCAUCACUGACACCGAACUAAUUACCACUGCCACCACCGACGGUGUCACCCUCGACUCCGACACCCUGUUCUAUAUCCGUCCCACGGCUGACGAGAUCCUGCCUGUUGGUUUCACCGGCAACGGCAUCGAUACGCCUUCUGAUGCCGCCACUGAUGGCUUCCUCUUCUAUGGCUCUUAUCUCAUGUGGGAGGAGUCGUCUGGCGAGUUGAGCGAUGUGUUCCGUCUCAAGGAGACUAAUGUCACCGAUGUUUAUCAGGUGUACUGGGAUACGUCGAGCUUGGAUGAGAGUGGGUAUUAUUAUCCCACUGUUAAGGAUACGGCGCCUUCUAGUUAGGCUGUUGUUGAGGAGCUGGGGAGGGGGUUGGUGGG